Messenger RNA from Oncorhynchus gorbuscha (pink salmon), 1425 nucleotides. Its product is annotated as V-set and transmembrane domain-containing protein 2-like protein. The transcript is spliced from 4 exons. The record is from RefSeq and is a predicted model, not a curated record. Lineage: Eukaryota; Metazoa; Chordata; Actinopteri; Salmoniformes; Salmonidae. Bases 207 to 851 code for a protein of 214 amino acids.
UGCAGAAAUACAGGGAACCAGUGCUGAUAAUAUCCCGCAGGCGAAUAGGGUACACCUUGCGCCUCAUAGCGCAAUUUUUGUCCGGUGCUAUUUUGUAUCUAAUCUCCGAGGGUGCUGUCAUCCAGGAAGAAUUUGGAUACUAUUUAGUGAGCGUGCUCCGCCUAACGUGAGUUUUUCGACCACGACUUGAAACAAGAACAAAAGCAAUGGGAGCAUUUGGAGUGAUAAUAUGGAUUUUACAUUAUAUGGGACUCUAUAUUCAAUUUAACGCCGCUUACAAACCGACUGUGCGAACCGAGGUGGACAAUCAUAUAUCUGGAAAUGCUCUCUUCACGGAGGUCCCUCAUGACACUACAACGCAUAGCGGUCAGGAUGUGGAGAUGGCCUGUUCAUUCCGGGGGGCGGGGCCCUCCUACUCCCUGGAGAUCCAGUGGUGGUACAUGAAGAACCACAGAGACUGGCCAGAGAAACCCGCCUGGACCUCCAAUCAGGUGGUGCCAAUGGAGGAGAUGUCUAAGGAUGCCACCAAAAUAAGUGUGGUGAAAGUGGCUGGGAGCAACAUCUCCCACAAGCUCCGCCUCUCCAGCGUCAAGCAGUCAGACGAGGGCACAUACGAGUGCCGUGUCAUCGACUUCAGCGGCAGCGUUGCGCAGCACCACCGCGUCCGGGCCUACCUCCAGGUGGAAGCCGAGAGAUGGCUGGGUCACGGGUCAGCAGACACCCAGCCCCAGGAGCCCCGACACAAGGGACAGGGGAGCCAGGUGCACCCCCACCAAACAGAGGACCGGGAACUGAAGAGGCGAUCGGCCGAUGACAGCACCACGGACUGCACUGAGAGCUGUGUGCUCUAGAGUCUGGUUCUGUCUCCAGAUAGGAAUAACAGCAGUGCAUGUUCCCGAUUAUCUUAAGAAGGAUGAUUAUUUUUACACCAGCAGAGGCCUGGACAAAAACUGCUUAAUUUAUGUUAAUUUAUGAAUCGAUUUGUUUGGUUGUUUGUUCAUCUGAGAUUUGUUCAUGUUUGUUUGAAUUCGGGUUGUCACAGACCACCAGAGGGCAUGAUCGUGUUGUCUUGGUUCUUAAAUGUAAUGUUAUUUCUCAUCGACUUUGUUAAAUGCUUUGUCCAUGAUUUCUGACUCUGGAGUUGUGAUGGGUGAAGAUGAGGGUGUCGUUGGGAGGAAAGGAUUCGGGGAAGGCCUGUAUCUCAAUAGUAUGAAGUAUCUUCCUUCCUUUGUCUCCUUUCCUUAAUAAGCACGGAUCUGAAAUGAAUGGAAAGGACAAAGCAAUAUAUACUUUCGGGCUCUUGAGUGGCGCAGCAGUCUAAGGUUAAAAGGUUAAAUAAAUAAAACAAUUAAAAUACUGAACAAAAAUAUAAACGCAACAUGGAACAAUUUCAAAGAUUUUAAUGAGUUACAGUUCAUAGAAGGA